AUGGUCAAUGUGGUCUCCUGUCUACCCUACCUCUCCUGGUCACAACAUCCCAAGGAAUAUCCUCUUCCUUCUCACAUUCAGUCUUCCGUUGUAUCUACACCAUGUGGCAACUUGGAGCUUCUGUGUUGUCAACCCAGGCACCCUAAUCCGAACACACCGCCAUUGAUCUUUGUACAUGGCGGCUUCGGUUUCGCAGCCGUCUGGCUUGAUUGGAUGACGUAUUUCUAUGAACGAGGUUACGCUGGGACCAUGUACGCCUACAGUUCGCGAGGCCACGGCGCAAGCUAUGCAGUCCCAUACCUUCAGAUGGCCUGGGGGACGUCUCUCGAUGAUUUCGCCAGCGACUUGGCGACUGUCGUCAAGACCAUCACAACUCACUUCGAAGACGAAAAGAAACCGAUCCUGAUAGCUCAUUCCGCCGGCGGAGCACUCGUGCAGUACGCUCUCGCAAAUGGCAUGAUCGCAGCCACUGCGCUCUGCUUGGUAGGCUCGGUUCCACACUUCGGUGGACUCGACGCAUAUUGGAACUGGACGAAGAUGGAUCCCUGGAUGCACCCUCGUUCGUUGAUCCUCGGCUUUCAUCCGAUGACUGGACUUGCCCAUCCAAAGCUCGUCCGUCAGAUAUUCUUUUCGGAAAGAUUUCCUAUGGACAAGGUAGAAGAAUUCAUGCACUGGAUGGCACCUUACGAGAGUCUAGGGUGGGCUGGCGGCCAAAAUGGCUCAUUUUGGAAGUGGUUGGUGGGGAAGAAUGAAUGGCUGGAGCCCGUGCGCAUCCUGAAAGCGGUAAACGGGUGGGAACGACGGGGCGAUCGAGUCUGUGUCAUAGUCGGUAGUCAAGACCGAAUGAUGGAUUUAGCCAUGGCACGAAGACAAGUGAGCGAAUUUCGAGCAGCGGUCAGGGCAAUGGAGUUGGAGUCUUCGGCAAGUCAAAGCAGAUGUCGAGCCAACGAGGACGAAAAGAAGAGUACCCAUGACGAAGACACAGCAGAAGUCGAGGUUGAGACCUUGGAGAGAGUCAGGCUCGUUGUGGUACAAGGCGCCGGUCAUCACACUCAGAAUGAUGUACAACGGCAGGCUGCAGCGGAAGCAAUCUGGCAAUGGCUGGAGCAGUUGUGA
This is a messenger RNA of Cladophialophora yegresii CBS 114405, 1116 nucleotides long. RefSeq lists its product as uncharacterized. NCBI's taxonomy places the organism in Eukaryota, Fungi, Ascomycota, Eurotiomycetes, Chaetothyriales, Herpotrichiellaceae. The transcript has a single exon. The coding region runs from base 1 to 1116 and encodes 371 amino acids. The record is from RefSeq and is a predicted model, not a curated record.